GAGGAGGCUGAGCCUGGCUCGCUGAGCACCCGGCGCAGGGGCUGGAGAAGCACCGGGCGCCGGCCGCGCGUCCUUUGUGCCCGGGGCCGUGGGGAUGUGUCCGCGCUGAGGAGCCAGCUCCAGUAUGGGGGCCACAUCUGCCUGGGCCUCAGGCCUGCUGGUGCUGAGGCUGCUGCUCCUGGUGGCUGGGGACCAGGACACACAGGACACCGUCACCGCGGAGAAGGGGCUUCACAUGCUGAUGUCAGGCUCGGGGCCCAUCCGCGCCGCCCUUGCCGAGCUGGUGGCCCUGCCGUGCCUCUUUUCCUGGCAGCCACUGCUAGGCACCCUUCGAGACGUCCCUCGAAUCAAGUGGACCAAGGUUCGCACUGCAUCAGGCCAGCGACAGGAUUUGCCCAUCUUGGUGGCCAAGGACAACGUGGUGCGUGUGGCCAAGGGCUGGCAGGGGCGGGUGUCACUGCCUGCUUAUCCCCGGCACAGAACCAAUGCUACGCUUCUCUUGGGGCCACUUCGGGCCAGUGACUCUGGGCUGUAUCGCUGCCAAGUGGUGAGGGGUAUCGAGGAUGAGCAGGACCUGGUGACCCUGGAGGUGACAGGCGUCGUGUUCCACUACCGGGCGGCCCGGGAUCGCUACGCACUGACCUUCGCUGAAGCCCAGGAGGCCUGCCGCCUGAGCUCAGCCACCAUCGCCGCCCCGCGGCACCUGCAGGCUGCCUUCGAAGACGGCUUUGACAACUGCGACGCGGGCUGGCUCUCAGACCGCACGGUUCGGUAUCCCAUCACCCAGUCGCGUCCUGGUUGCUACGGUGACCGCAGCAGUCUACCUGGGGUUCGGAGCUAUGGGAGACGCGACCCGCAGGAACUCUACGAUGUCUAUUGCUUUGCCCGCGAGCUAGGGGGCGAGGUCUUCUACGUGGGCCCCGCCCGCCGACUGACUCUGGCAGGCGCGCGGGCACAAUGUCAGCGGCAGGGCGCGGCGCUAGCCUCGGUGGGCCAGUUGCACCUGGCCUGGCACGAGGGCCUGGACCAGUGCGACCCUGGCUGGCUGGCAGAUGGCAGCGUGCGCUACCCGAUCCAGACGCCGCGACGGCGUUGUGGGGGUCCCGCCCCGGGUGUGCGCACAGUAUACCGGUUUGCUAACCGCACCGGCUUUCCUGCGCCUGGAGCACGCUUCGACGCCUACUGCUUCCGAGCUCAUCACCUUACACCACAGCACAGAGACCCGGAGACCCCCUCUUCUGGAGAUGACGGGGAGAUUGUGUCAGCAGAGGGACCCCCAGCCCAAGAACUGGAGCCCAGCCUGAGGGAGGAGGCAGCACCUGAGUUCCAGGAACCUCUCCUGUCCAGUGGAGAAGACGAACCCCUGGACUCGACAUGGACACAGGAGCCUCAGAGGACCCCUGGCCCUACCCCACGUGGUCCCACUCUGGCUUCAUGGGUGCUCACAGGUGUCCCCAGCCCCAGCAGCCUGGGAGUGGAUAUGGCAGAGACGACACCCUCGGGCACACAGGUAGCCUCCACCCCCAUGGCGAGGAGGGGCCGCUUCAAAGGGUUAAAUGGUCGGCACUUCCAGCAACAGGGCACUGAGGGCCAGCUCCUUGGGACAGCAGAGGCCAGUGCCCAGCCUCCGACUCUGGAAGUUACUGCUGACUUCCUGGGGCCUUCUGCAACCACAGAGGCCUCGGAGAGUGACCAGAGCCACAGUCACAGUCCCUGGGCCAUUCUGACCAACGAAGUGGACGUGCCAGGGACAGGUUCCCAUGGCAGCAGCAGGAGCCCUUCAGAGCCCUGGAUGUGGGCUCCGUCUUUGACCUCACCUGCUGUCACAAGCCCUGACCGUGACCAUGGCCUGAAGCCAGGGACAGCAGAAGCCCCCAUUGUUAAAUCAACCCUCCGCCACCUGCCCUGGUCUCCCUCAGAGCCUCCUGUUCCUCCUUCCAGCCCCUCGGAGGCCCCAAGUGUUGUCUACGAUGAGGCGUCCCCUGAUGACACCUCUCCAGACUUCCCCAUUGUAGCGAUGCUUCGCGCCCCCAAACUGUGGCUCCUGCCACACUCCACAUUCGUCCCCAGUGUGACUCCCAUUCCUCCGUCCCCAGCUUCUCCACUCCCCUCCUGGCACCCAGAAGAACAGGAUGGGGCUCUCAUCGCUGCCGCGCCCAUCAGCCUUGGGGCAGAAGGCCUUGAAACCCCAUCUCAGACCACUAUGGAUGCCCCGGUGGAAGCCAGCCACAAACACCCUGCUACAGAUUCUAAAGAAAUUGGGGGUGUCAACUCCAUCCAGGCUACCAAGCACCCCAGCUCUGGCCCAUGGGUAUCCUUGGACUCCAGUAAUGUGACUGUCAGUCCUGUACCCUCUGAUGCUGGCAUCCUAGGGACUGAGUCUGGGGUCUUGGACAUAUCAGCGAGUCCCACAUCCAGUGGACAGGCCACUAUGAGCAAGGUGCUGUCCACCUGGCUACCACUGCCCAGCCAGGGACUGAACACUGGUUCCCAGUCCUCACCAUUGGGAGGCCAUGGAGUCACCGUGAGUGUGAAACCUACAGUGACUUUGGAGGGAGGCACCCCUGAGGGUCCUAGGAAGGCCACCAUGGAGCUGGUCCCCAGAGGUGCUGAUGCCACUUGGGGGUUGGAACCUAAAAGUUCCAUUUCUAGCACCCAUGUGGCUGUGAGUCCAAGCAUGGACCAAGGGACCAUGGCUGGAGCUCAGGGUGUGCCUACACUGACCUCCACAAGCUCCCAAGACCACCCAGAGCCACAGGACCAGAUGGUGGCCCAGGGGUCACCAGGGCCUCACAGCAGUCUACCUUCUCAUCCAUGGUCAUCCCUGGCCUCCAGCAUGGAUGAAAUGACCUCAGUUUCCUCGGGGGAGCCCACUGGGCUGUGGGACACCCCCAGCACCCUGAUGCCUGUGUCCCUGGGGUUGGAUGAAUCAGACCUGAAUGUUGUGGCCGGGAGUCCAGGAUUGGAGAACUUCUGGGAAGAGGUGGCCAGCGGGCAGGAGGACCCCACAGAUGCCUGCGAGAACAACCCUUGCCUGCACGGGGGCACCUGUCGCACCAACGGCACCAUGUACGGCUGUAGUUGUGAUCAGGGCUAUGCUGGGGAGAACUGUGAAAUUGACAUCGAUGACUGCUUGAGCAGCCCCUGUGAGAACGGAGGCACCUGUAUCGAUGAGGUGAACGGCUUCCUCUGCCUCUGCCUCCCCAGCUACGGGGGCAGCCUGUGUGAGAAGGACACAGAAGGUUGUGAUCGUGGCUGGCACAAAUUCCAGGGUCACUGCUACCGGUACUUUGCCCAUCGGCGUGCCUGGGAGGAUGCAGAGAGAGACUGCAGGCGCCGGGCUGGCCACCUGACAAGUGUCCACUCGCCAGAGGAGCACAAGUUCAUUAACGGCUUUGGACAUGAGAACUCGUGGAUCGGCCUGAAUGACAGAACCGUGGAGAGGGACUUCCAGUGGACAGACAACACAGGACUGCAAUAUGAAAACUGGAGGGAGAAUCAGCCAGAUAAUUUCUUCGCGGGUGGUGAGGAUUGUGUGGUGAUGGUGGCACAUGAGAGUGGGCGCUGGAAUGAUGUCCCCUGCAACUACAACCUCCCGUACGUCUGCAAGAAGGGCACAGUGCUGUGUGGCCCCCCUCCAGCAGUGGAGAACGCCUCCCUUGUCGGCGUACGCAAGGCCAAGUACAGUGUCCAUGCCACCGUGCGGUACCAGUGUGAUGAGGGCUUCUCCCAGCACCAUGUGGCCACUAUCCGAUGCCGGAACAAUGGACAGUGGGACCGGCCCCAGAUUGUCUGCACCAAACCCAGGAGGUCACACCGGAUGCGUAGACACCGCCACCACCAGCACCGACAUCACAAACCCCACAAGGAGCACAGAAAACACAAGAGACACCCAGCAGAAAACUGGGAGAAGGACGAAGGGGAUUUCUGCUGAAAAUCCAGACUAAGCAAGCACAUGCUCCCACACCUCCUCCAGAGCAUUCACCUGGGGAGCCAGGACCCAGACAACCAGGAGAGAGAGGGUGGGAACACCCCUGAGACCCACACCCCUGCGGUCCACUGUACAAAGCUCAGAUCUCCCUUUCCUUCCCUCCUGAGGUCCUCCUGCAGGGUGGCCAGAGUGGUCAGCCCAAGCCUCUAGGAGCAUCUCCCAGCCACGGGAAAAGGGAUCCCGAAGUCUGGCUGCUAGCCUUCCAAGAGGGGGCGACAGUGUGUUUGUGUGUGCUGGGGGUGGCUGUCACCCCAGAGAUUCAGGCUUAGUCAACAGUGGACCGUCCUGAAUCCAGGGUGAAGCCAUGGCUAAAGGUCACUGAUUCGAGAGUGGCGCUCAGCAGAAGCCCACAGUGCAAACAUGACGUGCUCUGGCUUCACCUGGGAUUCCCCGGAAGGGUGGUCUUUGAUGUCUCUGGCUCUCUUUUGUCUUCCUUCCCCACAACCCCCCAGCUCCCCCAUCCCCAUAGACUAGGCGGGCCUUGAACUCACUAAUGUAGCUGUGCACCGCCAUGCCUGCCUGGUUCAUUUGGUGCUGCAGAUGGGACCCAGGGCCUCACGAGUACAGCAAGUGCCCUCUACUAACUACGCCCCAGCCUUGAUCCCUGGUCUUGGUGCACAAAUCUAGUGUGGAACUCUCCGUGUACUGAAUUUUAGGACGUCGCUUGGAGUCACUGGCCUCCUGGGCUUCUGAGGGGAGAUUACGUAGAGUGAUGGGGGUUUGUAUUGCUUACUCCCCCAGGUUAGUGCAGUGCUGAGAUACAGUGGCUCUGUUUUGAGGUUGUUUUUGUUUUGAGACAGGACUUCACUGUGUAGCCCAGGCUAGCCUGGGACUUGCUAUCUAGACCAGGCUGGCCUGGAACUCAGUGAUUUGCCUGCCUCUGCCUCCUGGGAUUAGCAUGCCCAGACUUCUGUUGUUUAUUGACAUAGGAUCUCUUUCUAUAACCCAGGCUGGGUUUCAGCCCACAGCAAUCCUUUUUCAGCCGCCUGAGUGCUGGGAUGACAGGCGCACCAUCAUGUGUGGCAGUUCCGUGGGUUUGCGAUGACAAAUGUGUAUAGAAAUGAGAUCUGGAUGCCACUGCAUUCCCCCCUCCAUCUCUCAGGGAGACAGAUAACCUCCUGCCUGGACCAAGAUGGUGCCACAUUUUCUAGCCCACAGCCUGUCCUUACUAAACCUUUCAGCAGACCUCAGUAAAUCCCCUGCCUCGGGUUCUACCCCUGCCCCACCCUUUCCUGACGCCACACCCUGCCAGUGGACUGGCAAUGCUUGAAGGGGCCCCGCCUUGUGGUCUCUUUGUAGAAGUGACACACACACCCUUCUCUCGUAAUUUCACAUUUUAAAAUGUGAUAGAGUCCACCUUACACUCCCUCUUCCCAUCUGCACCUUAGAAAAGACUUCUCUAAGCCAGGGAUGGGAUCCCUCUCCCAGAGGGGCCAGAGAUUUGCCUCCAAGGCCUCUGUCCAUUUUCAGUCCCUCCAGUCUGGGAAAAAAAUCUGUGAAUUUGUAUUAAAACCACAGUGCGGAGCCUGAGCACAGCCCAGCAGAUAAAGAUGCUAGCCAAAGAAGCCUGAAGAAGCCAGUUUAAUCUCUGGAACCCAUGUUUCAAAAAGGAAAAGCCAGGUGGGGUGGCAUGAAUCUGUAAUCCCAGGAUUAGUAUUGUGAGAGGGGAGGUAGGGAGAGCAAGCUUGUGAGCCAGCUGGCCUGCAGGGAGUGGACGGCCAGAGCUGACCCCGAAAGAAAGGUCGUCUGACUUCCACACGUUCACUGCAGCCUGGGCGAAGCCAUCGCACAGACCCCCACACACUGCACAAGCACAAAAUAAACAAGUAAAGAUUUCAAAAUGUGUGGGAGGAGCUGGUGUGGCAGGCGGGAGCCGGGCAGCUUGGGGUGGGUGCUUAGCCAGCCCUGCACAAGGUCCUGGGGUCCGUCCCCAGCUCGGUUUCGAUAGGAGAGGAAGACAAAGUUACAGACAGGAAGGACUUCGUUCUGGGCACUGUAAUCAGUGUAAGGUUGUUUGUUAGACAGGGCCUCGUGCAUCCCAGGCUGGCCUUCAGUUUGCUGUGUAGCUAAGGGCGACCUUAAACUCCUGGUUUUCCUGCCUCAGCUUCUCACGUGCUGGAGUGAUAGGUGUGCACCACUAUAUAUAUACAGUGCCGGGGGUGGACCCCAGAAUCGGGUGUGCUUUGUGCACAUCCACUGAGCUGCAAACAACUCAGCCCCAUUCCCAAAUUCUGGUCUUGAUUUGUGCUCCCAACACACACACACACACACACACACACACACACACACACACACACACACACGAGUAGGCUUGGAAAUGAUUGAGAAAAGCAAAGUGGACCCUGAUCCCUAGUGGCCCCUGCUGCAGACAGCCACUGUCUGGCCUCUGGCUGUGGCUGGGAAGCCGGGAGCCACAGCUGUAUUUAUUUUAACAUUUCUUUUCUUUUUUUGGUUUUUCGAGACAGGGUUUCUCUGUGUAGCUUUGGAGCCUGUCCUGGAGCUCACUUGGUAGCCCAAGCUGGCCUUGAACUCACAGAGAUCCGCCUGCCUCUGCCUCCCGAGUGCUGGGAUUAAAGGCGUGCGCCACCACUGCCCGCCUAUUUUAACAUUUCAUGAUACAGAAGGGAGACCCUUAGCCAGCCCCUGGCAAUCCCGAGCUGGAGGGACGGGGGCGUGGCUGCUAGGGGCUCAGUGGCUGCUGGGGUGUGUUGCGCCCCGCUCCAGCCCCGCUCCAGGAAUGGAGAGGCUUUGGCCUUUCUGGAGUGGAGGCUCAUCUUUGCUCUUUUCCUCCAUGGGCCACAUCUGCAGCAGGAGUGCAAGUGUGUGUGUGAAUGGCUACAGGUUCUGUUGGUUUUUUUCUUGGAGCUUCGAUGUUCGGUGGAUCUGUGGUAUCUGACACUGUGGACGUUAAUGUACUUCUUGGACAUUUUAAUAAAAUUUUUUAACAGUUCA
Messenger RNA from Peromyscus maniculatus bairdii (prairie deer mouse), 6943 nucleotides. It is a transcript of the gene Ncan, whose product is annotated as neurocan. NCBI's taxonomy places the organism in Eukaryota, Metazoa, Chordata, Mammalia, Rodentia, Cricetidae. Gene Ontology annotation, molecular function: calcium ion binding; hyaluronic acid binding. Gene Ontology annotation, biological process: positive regulation of neuroblast proliferation; cell adhesion; skeletal system development. Gene Ontology annotation, cellular component: synapse; perineuronal net. The record is from RefSeq and is a predicted model, not a curated record.